AAGUGAACCCUACCGAUGCCCAUCUCUCUGUUUUUUCUCUCUAUAUAAAGGCACUUCCUCAGUAGGAUGUGAAGAGAGUGGAGAGAGUGGGGUGAAGCUGCUUUCCUAGAACUCUCUUUUUCUCUCACUUGUUUGCACCGAGUCCGGUUGCUGAUUGGGUCCUCCUGAGCUUGACAACAAUGGCGGCAAUGCUGAGGCCUGUGCUCACUCUGCUCCUGUUCACCCUCCUCUGCAUCCACAUUGCAGACAAGUCGUCAGCGACAACCAUAACCUUCCACAACCGCUGCGAGCACCCCGUUUGGCCGGGCAUUCAGCCCGGCGCCGGCAAGCCCGUCCUUGCCCGUGGCGGCUUCACCCUCCUGCCAAACAGGGCCUCCACGAUCCGGCUGCCGGCCCUCUGGUCCGGCCGCUUCUGGGGCCGCCACGGCUGCACCUUUGAUGCCGCCGGUCGUGGCCGAUGUGCCACCGGGGACUGCGGCGGCUCCCUCCAAUGCAACGGCCUCGGCGGCACCCCUCCUGCCACCCUCGCUGAGAUCACCCUAGGCAACGACCAGGACUUCUAUGAUGUCAGCCUCGUCGAUGGCUACAAUCUCGCCAUCUCGAUCACGCCAUUCAAGGGCUCUGGGAAAUGCAGCUAUGCAGGUUGUGUGAGCGACCUGAACAUGAUGUGCCCGGUGGGACUUCAGGUCCGGUCUCACGAUAACAGGGUCGUGGCCUGCAAGAGCGCCUGCUUCGCAUUCAACUCGCCGAGGUACUGCUGCACGGGGAGCUUCGGGAACCCGCAGUCUUGCAAACCGACGGCUUACUCGAGGAUCUUCAAGACGGCUUGCCCCAAGGCAUACUCCUACGCGUUCGACGACCCCACGAGCAUCGCGACCUGCACGAGGGGGAACUACAUCGUCACAUUCUGCCCUCACCACCGUUAGAGAGGGGCAUCGGUUUGCAUCUCAUGUUCCGACUUCCGGUUCCGGUGGUUUUCAUCUCAUGUUCCGACUUCCGGUUCCAGCGGGUUAAAUUAUUACCGAGUAUAGUGAUCAUAUUGUAGCUGGUUAAUAUGAUGGUGAUGGUAGUAAGUGGCAAGGUGCAAGAGGACUCCAUGGGGGGGUUGUUGUAUACCUGUAGCUGAAAAAUUGGAAGUGAUGUUGCUUUAGUAGGUAAAGAUGAUAUGUUUUCAUUGGACUUUAGCACUACACUCUUAGUAUAUCACAGAGAACAUAGUGAGGUUGUGUUCAGAAAGUCGUAAUUGUUUUUGGACUAUGUCCAUCUGCUGGAGGGGAGUUGGUCACCUAACUCCAUUUAUAUUGCUUCGAUUGCUGAGUUCCGAUUGCUCUUGCUAGA
Messenger RNA from Syzygium oleosum, 1338 nucleotides. RefSeq names its product thaumatin-like protein. The record is from RefSeq and is a predicted model, not a curated record. Gene Ontology annotation, biological process: defense response. Bases 180 to 926 code for a protein of 248 amino acids. The transcript is spliced from 3 exons. Gene Ontology annotation, cellular component: extracellular region. Lineage: Eukaryota; Viridiplantae; Streptophyta; Magnoliopsida; Myrtales; Myrtaceae.